CGGUCGCUGCCGAAGGCGAGCUCGGAUCCGCGAGCGCCACCAAGGCAGCAGCCGCCGCAGCCGCCGCCGCUGUGCUGUGGAGCCGGAGACGCGGGCGGACGAGGUGGCGGCGGCGGCGGAGCGGGAGCGGGGAGCGGACGCGGGCGGAGCGCGGCGGCGCGGGUGUAUUCCAGAGAACAAUUUUCAGACAUCUUUGCUUAUAUUUGACAUUGAGCAGUCAGGGGAUUCAGGCAUAUGAGGAGGUACUGUCACACAAAACAGUGUCUAGUGAAGACGACAAGAAAGAGAGAAAAGGAUCGGAAAAAGAAGCUAAAAUACCAUAGGAAACCAUGAGAUCUAUUAGAUCUUUUGCCAAUGAUGAUCGCCAUGUUAUGGUGAAACAUUCAACAAUUUAUCCAUCUCCAGAGGAACUUGAAGCUGUGCAAAAUAUGGUGUCUANNGUUGAAUGUGCUCUUAAACAUGUCUCAGAUUGGCUGGANGAAACAAACAAAGGCACAAAACCUGAGGGGGAGACAGAAGUAAAGAAAGAUGAGGCUGUGGAAAACUAUUCCAAGGAUCAAGGUGGCCGGACAUUGUGUGGUGUAAUGAGGAUUGGCUUGGUUGCAAAAGGCUUGCUGAUUAAAGAUGAUAUGGACCUGGAGCUAGUCUUAAUGUGCAAAGACAAACCCACGNAAACCCUGUUAAAUACAGUAAAAGAUAACCUUCCUAUUCAGAUUCAGAAACUAACAGAAGAGAAAUACCAAGUGGAACAAUGUAUAAAUGAAGCAUCCAUUAUAAUUCGGAACACGAAAGAGCCAACACUGACUUUGAAGGUGAUACUUACUUCCCCUCUAAUUAGGGACGAAUUGGAGAAGAAGGAUGGAGAAAAUGUUAUGAUGAAAGACCCUCCGGACUUAUUGGACAGGCAAAAAUGCCUGAAUGCCUUGGCUUCUCUUCGACAUGCCAAAUGGUUUCAGGCAAGGGCAAAUGGAUUAAAAUCAUGUGUAAUUGUCCUCCGCAUUCUGCGUGAUUUGUGCAACAGAGUACCCACAUGGGCACCAUUGAAAGGAUGGCCACUAGAGCUUAUAUGUGAAAAGUCUAUAGGUACUUGUAAUAGACCUUUGGGCGCUGGGGAGGCCUUGAGACGAGUAAUGGAGUGUUUGGCAUCUGGAAUACUACUUCCUGGUGGUCCUGGUCUUCAUGAUCCUUGUGAGCGAGACCCAACAGAUGCUCUAAGCUAUAUGACCACUCAGCAAAAAGAAGAUAUCACCCAUAGUGCACAGCAUGCACUUAGACUAUCAGCCUUUGGCCAGAUUUAUAAAGUGCUGGAGAUGGACCCUCUUCCGUCUACUAAGCCUUUUCAGAAGUAUUCCUGGUCAGUUACUGAUAAAGAAGGUGCUGGGUCUUCAGCUCUAAAGAGGCCAUUUGAAGAUGGAUUAGGGGAUGAUAAAGAUCCCAACAAGAAGAUGAAACGAAACUUAAGGAAAAUUCUGGAUAGUAAAGCAAUAGACCUUAUGAAUGCCCUAAUGAGAUUAAAUCAGAUCAGGCCCGGGCUUCAGUAUAAGCUUUUGUCACAAUCUGGCCCGGUCCAUGCCCCAGUGUUCACAAUGUCUGUAGAUGUGGAUGNCACAACAUAUGAAGCCUCAGGACCAUCCAAGAAAACAGCAAAGCUUCAUGUGGCAGUGAAGGUUUUACAGGCAAUGGGAUACCCAACAGGUUUUGAUGCAGAUAUUGAAUGUAUGAGUUCCGAUGAAAAAUCAGAUAAUGAAAGCAAAAAUGAUACAGUAUCUUCAAACUCAANCAAUAAUACUGGAAAUUCUACAACUGAGACCUCCAGUACCUUAGAGGUAAGAACUCAGGGUCCUAUCCUCACAGCAAGUGGCAAAAAUCCUGUGAUGGAGCUCAAUGAAAAAAGAAGAGGUCUCAAGUAUGAACUCAUCUCAGAAACCGGUGGAAGCCAUGACAAGCGCUUUGUAAUGGAGGUAGAAGUAGAUGGACAGAAAUUCAGAGGUGCAGGUCCAAACAAGAAAGUGGCCAAGGCAAGUGCAGCACUAGCUGCCCUGGAGAAGCUGUUUUCUGGACCCAAUGCGGCAAAUAAUAAGAAAAAGAAGAUCAUUCCUCAGGCAAAAGGUGUUGUGAAUACAGCAGUAUCUGCAGCAGUCCAGGCAGUUCGGGGCAGAGGAAGAGGAACUCUGACAAGAGGAGCGUUCGUGGGGGCUACAGCAGCUCCUGGUUAUAUAGCUCCAGGUUAUGGAACCCCAUAUGGUUACAGCACAGCUGCCCCUGCAUAUGGUGGUUUUUUCAUUGACAGCCCCUAUUGCCAGCCUCUGAGCGUCGCACCAUUUAUUAUUCACUUGGGCCCUCAAGAUUUCUUCUCUGACUUCUAGAACCAUCAGGUUAAUACUUUUAAGCAGUUUUCAGCACGUUUAUCUCACUUUAUUCUCGUUCUCCUCGGACCUCCGUAGCCAUAUCACUUGUAUAAAAUAGGCUGAGAUAUAGUGACUGUAAGCUGUGAUCUCAGUAUUCAAAGGUAAGCUCUUUUAUUUUCUGAUUAAAGAAAACAAUAACCAAUUAACACAACCUGCAUAUAUGACAAUCAUAUGAUGUAUUUGAUCUCUUAGGUCUUAUGUCACUGCAUUAACUUUAAAUUUUUAUGGUCUAAAUGUAAAAUAGUAAUUUCCAGCAUUUGUUUUAAUACUCUUGUAAAUGCUUUAUAUUCAAGAGAAACAUUUCACAUUCACUGAGUCCAGUGUAUGUGGGUAGAGUUGUAGGAUAUAAUGUAUAUGUAAUUUAUACAUAGCAGAGGCACCUGUUUGAAUAUUAACAAUUCAGUUGUAGGAACACUAUCUAAGCAGAGUCAAAAUGACAGGUCACUGUCUUGUUCAAGGAGCUAGGAUAUCAGAAGCAGUAAUGCUGGUGACAUUCUGUAGAAUUCAUGUGCAUUUGCUGCACAGGCUGAGGGGUUCAAGUGCCAAUCUCUCAAGAUCACCUCCUCUGACCUGUGUUGCAUGCUCCAAUACAGCAACAGCAAGAAGCCAUUAAAAAAAAAAGCAAUAGAGAAUCAAAGACAAAACUAUAAACUGUGGGAAAUAUGUAAUUGGCUGAGUUAAGCUAAUUAUUUGCAGAAUCAACUUGAGCAAGUCUCAGAAAAGCAAAUACUGAGUCUGCAGAAACCAAAUCUGCUUAAGGAAUCAGAUUAUCUAUCUAUCUAUCUAUCUGUCUGUCUGUCUGUCUGUCUGUCUCAAGUUAGGAAGCUAGAAUAUUAUUUCUCACUGUAUUCAACAGAGUUCAUUUAAAGGAUAUCAGUAUUAGGCCAAACCUUAAUCCACAAAUACACCUAUAUGUUAGCUGUUAUGUGCUAAAGCUGUAUGUGUGUGUGUAUAUGUAUAAAUGAAUUUUAUGCUUUACAUUUCUUUCUAUAGCAGUUUCUGUUCAUCUCUAGCAUUAAGGCUGCUGGAACUUUGUUCUCACACAGAACCUGCAGUUCAUGAGGUCUGCUUCUGUUAAAGGCUGUACAAAGCAGAGCAGAGAAGUGCAGUGCACUGUAGUCCUGUUCCUGCUGAUGCCAGGUCCUUUUCUGGGACCAGGGAACAGAGGCUAUGAUCAGUGGAAGCAUCUUAAGUCUCAAAGUUUUCUGAUGGAAUUCCUGAUGGAAUUGGCCUUGUUGUAAAUAAAUACCCUACUUUGGAAGAUAGUAUAUUAACAGUGGCAAAAGUUAUUAAUUCAUUUAGUAGCGUAAUUAUAAAAUUCUGAAUAUUUGUAGGCUUUUUAACACCACAAAAUCGGUAUUACUUGAGGAUUUCCUCAAGUAGCAUAUUUUCCCUGGCAUUCUUGAUGGUCUGAACUUUGCUCUGGUUAUGCUACUCAUGUUCUGUCCAAUUGGGUGGUCAGAAAAUGAGAAGCUCAGCACCACUUCAGCCCUGCUUUUGGCAUCUCUUUGUAUAGUCCUUCAAAGAACUCAAUGGGAAAUGUAAACCCUGACUACAUUCUUUCAAUGGCAGGUGAGUGUUACUGUUAUAAGAAAUCACUUGCUGUAAUUGUCCUGGUUUUUAUUUUUCACUAAUGAUAGGAGUGGAGAAAAAAGAGUCAGUACUAAGUUUUUCUUUCCAAGCUGAUUGGAGCCUGUAACUAGGGACAUUGUAAACAGAGUGACAUGUGAAAGCAGCCUACUCUGAAUGGUCUGCCUCUCAUUUCCACUCUUUUAGUGCCACCUCAAGUCACCUAGAGAUAGAAAGAUGCCAUAGUAUUUAGCCUUGUUCUCUGCAACAUCUGGUAUCAUACAGCUAGGCAUCAUGAUUCUUUAGUGUGACUAGGAGGCUUGGGGAGGGAAAUGGGUGGAAUGUCAAUGAUAACAGCAGGCCCAAGUACCUGCUGACUUGAUGAACUUGAUGAAGCACGAGUGUGUUUUUCUGUACCACCUAACUUACAGAGCACAGUAUAGUCGAUUUAAGAUGAGUUCCCCCUUUUACAAAAUAGUAUUUUGCAAAAAGACUGUUUUAAGUAAAGAAUUCAUGUUGGGUUAAUUGUAUAAAUAAGUAUCCUUUUCCACAUACCACUAUUUCAGUUAGGAGCUAACAGCUUCCAUUAAUGUUUGAAGUUUUUAAAAAUGAACUAUAAUAUAAAUUUGUGUUAUGUAAGAUUUACAACACAGCUAGAGAUAUAGAAUAGAAAACAUGAGCAUCUGGGCCAAAGCAUUUCUCUCACUCCAGCUCAUUUCUGUGGAACUCGGAUUAUCUCAUGACUUUAUAUAUUCAAAGCUUUUAAUGGUACCUGAUACACAGCAAGUACUCUGUGAAUGCUGACUCUGCUGUUCUGAUCAAGCUGGGGGAAGGAUGUGAGGGAAGUGAGGCUAUGUUGGUUAAGCAACAGGUGCAUGGCCUGCUCAGGGCAGAGUUGUGCUUACUCCUUUACUCACCGACUUGGCAGAACAGAUUUGCCCAUAGUUGUGCUGCAGCAGUUAAAUCAGCCAACUUGCAGCCCAGGGUUUGUAAAUACUUGUUUAGGAUUUAUGGGUGCUUAGAAUUUCACAAGGGCUGAACUUAGACCAUCUACCUGCCAAUUCAAGCUUCUUACCCAUACUUUAGUAAUAAAAAAUCUACAACAACCAGAAUCAAAUUUUCAAGGCUUGUGUGUUUGUUGGUAAAGAGCAAAUUAUUAUAGGAAGCAUGCUUAGGAUGCUGUUGACUCAUUUUCUGUGAGGAGUUCUUGUACCUUGUAUCACGCUGGGCCAUUUGGUGGAACACAUGUAUACUCAUCAGCGUGUGAUGCCUUCCUUCUGUCUGAUACUCUUAGGGCACUAUUCUGUUUCUAUCUCUAUAUGUUUAUCUACCUAUUUGGAUAGAAUUGGGAAGUUUCUUUUUAUUACAAGGACAAGUGUGUCGAUAGUGAAGUUCCUGCUGCUCAACUAAGUAAAGGGCUUGUAUCUACCAUGGAAGUGCUGGCUCACACAUGCUUGCAAAGACUUGAGCACAGAAGAGGGUGGACAGGUUGAGUCCCUGGCUGGUAGGAGGUGAGUUAUGUGGAAUCAUAGAUUGAAUUCCAACAUGCUGUAAUUUUAGAAAAAACUGUGGACAAGGAUUACAUUUAAGAAGGCUAGUGAGUUAGACUUGUGUUACCUAGUAACCAUAUUUCUGUUUAGCCAAAACUGUUGGUAGUUCUUCAUCUCACUUAGCCAACAUUUGAAGCAAGGUUCUUAAUGUAGGCAUGCAUGCAUACACACCAACAAACAACCCCUGCCAAUAACAACAAUAAUAACAACAAUCUAAAAAUAAACUACAACAAAACAACCCUGACCAGUUAUCAGGAGGAUCAUGGCCUUUCUUCCUAGAACUUUAGCAUUUGUGUAAGUGGCUUUCUUGCCUCACAAGAGGGUGUCAUAAAGAUUGCCCCCAUUGCAGUGAAGAAGAAUGGUCCACAUCUUCUCUUUGCUGCUGCAUGGCCAUCAGUGGCACAUGGCCUGAGCACAGUUGCAGUUAGGAUGUUGCUGGCCCUCUUUGUUCAAGAUUCUCCUUCCUAAAACUAACUAUUCCAAGUAGUUCAGUUAGUGGUAGUCUUUGUGUAGGACUUAGACUUGGCCAACAUUUUGACAUCAUAACAUAUUGUCAUCUACAGUGUUCAUGUGACAGCUGUGUAAAAUACCACAAAAAUUGACAGGAACUAUUUUGGGGUCAGGAGCUAUUUUGGAGUGUGAGUAGCAGAUUUAAGAAGCCAGAAUGGGAAAGAGGAAGGAAGGAACAUUGCUAGAAUUGGUAUUGUGAGCAUAUGUGGCACUGGGACAUUCUUAAUUCUCAGUCAGCCCUCCUGGAGGUACUGUUAUUUCGGAUCUAGACAUGAAUCUAAUAUUCAGGGUUAACUGCUAGAGACAGGAAUGAAUCCCAUCUGUUUUUUGUACCAAAGCUCCUCUCUGCUCAGCAGGCUACAAAUUAUAAGGCAGCAGUGAAAGCUGGCCUUAUUUCUAGGCCUCCUGUAUUAAGCAUAUUUCUGAGCAGAACAGAAUACAGGGAUUUUUG
Messenger RNA from Mus pahari (shrew mouse), 6488 nucleotides. It is a transcript of the gene Strbp, whose product is annotated as spermatid perinuclear RNA binding protein. Gene Ontology annotation, molecular function: single-stranded RNA binding; double-stranded RNA binding. NCBI's taxonomy places the organism in Eukaryota, Metazoa, Chordata, Mammalia, Rodentia, Muridae. The transcript is spliced from 19 exons. Gene Ontology annotation, cellular component: precatalytic spliceosome. Bases 330 to 2366 code for a protein of 678 amino acids. The record is from RefSeq and is a predicted model, not a curated record.